CCGGCAUCAUUUUCGCCUCGCGGGAAGACGGUUGGUGAACGGCUGCGAUUAAUUUCAAUAUUUUACACCGAAAAAAUUAUAACGAGCUUUUUUUAAUUUCCCUUUGAAUGAGGGUGAAGCUUUUUGUCGAGGUGUUUAUUGAGACGUUCCCUUGUCAGUGAACCUUGUGUUAAAUCCUCACCAAAAUGUCAGUUUACAGGAUUCUCUUUUAGCCAGUUAACGGAUUUUUCACAUUACAGUUUUAUCUAACGGUAGCUUACAGACGACAUUUUAAGACAGUUGCUCGUUUUUUUCCCCCUUUUAAUUCAGUUUCAUCUUCUGGUCUUAAAAUCCAAAUCCAGAUAUUCUGGUUUAAUCAAGUCUGAGUUCGUCUUUGGAGAAGAACCGACUGACAGCGCAACAAUGGGGUACGGACGGUCGGACAGCUACCGGGUGGCCACCACACAGGACACGGAUGACAAGGAGACUCAAAAGAAGAAGGGAGGAAAGGACAUGGAUGACCUGAAGAAAGAAGUACCCAUCACGGAACAUAAAAUGUCCGUUGAGGAGGUUUGCCGGAAAUACAACACGGAUAUCGUUCAGGGUUUGACCAAUGCCAAGGCAGCAGAGUUCCUGGCCAGGGACGGACCCAAUGCCCUGACCCCACCCCCCACCACUCCAGAGUGGAUCAAGUUCUGCCGUCAGCUGUUUGGUGGCUUCUCUAUCUUGCUGUGGAUCGGUGCCAUCCUCUGCUUCCUGGCCUACGCCAUCCAGGCUGCGACAGAGGAUGAUCCUCCUGGGGAUAAUUUAUAUCUGGGUAUUGUGCUUUCGGCUGUUGUCGUCGUCACCGGCUGCUUCUCCUAUUUUCAGGAAGCUAAGAGCUCCAAGAUCAUGGAGUCCUUCAAGAACAUGGUCCCUCAGCAAGCCUUGGUGAUCCGAGAGGGAGAGAAGAUGCAGAUCGAUGCCGAGCAGGUGGUGGCAGGAGACCUGGUGGAGGUGAAGGGAGGCGACCGGAUCCCCGCUGACCUCCGCAUCAUCUCCUCCCAUGGUUGCAAGGUUGACAACUCAUCCCUGACUGGAGAAUCGGAGCCCCAGACCAGGUCACCUGAGUGUACCCAUGACAACCCUCUGGAAACCCGAAACAUUGCCUUCUUCUCCACCAACUGUGUCGAGGGAACUGCUCGUGGAAUCGUCGUGUGUACCGGUGAUCGUACAGUGAUGGGUCGCAUCGCCACACUCACCUCAGGCCUGGAGACCGGCAAGACACCCAUUGCCAGGGAGAUUGAGCACUUCAUCCAUAUCAUCACUGGCGUGGCCGUCUUUCUUGGUGUGACCUUCUUCAUCCUUUCGCUGGUCCUGGGCUACACCUGGCUGGAGGCUGUCAUCUUCCUCAUCGGCAUCAUCGUCGCUAAUGUCCCUGAAGGACUUCUGGCUACUGUCACCGUGUGUUUGACUCUGACUGCGAAGCGAAUGGCCCGUAAGAACUGCCUGGUGAAGAACCUGGAGGCUGUGGAAACUCUGGGUUCCACCUCCACCAUCUGCUCCGACAAGACCGGCACCCUGACCCAGAACCGGAUGACCGUGGCCCACAUGUGGUUCGACAAUCAGAUCCACGAGGCUGACACGACUGAAGACCAGUCUGGUUCCUCUUUCGACAAAAGUUCACUAACAUGGGUAUCUCUGGCUCGCGUUGCUGGACUGUGCAACCGUGCUGUGUUCAAGGCCGGUCAGGAAUCUCUGCCCAUCCUGAAACGUGAUGUAGCCGGCGACGCCUCCGAGUCAGCUCUGCUCAAGUGCAUCGAGUUGUCCUGUGGCAGUGUCAAAAGCAUGAGGGACAAGUACAAGAAGGUGGCUGAGAUCCCCUUCAACUCCACCAACAAGUAUCAGCUUUCAGUUCAUGAAACUAUGGAAGAAAAUGUAAGUCCGUACCUGCUGGUGAUGAAGGGAGCCCCUGAAAGGAUCCUGGACCGCUGCUCCACCAUCAUAAUCCAAGGCAAAGAGCAGCCAAUGGACGACGAGAUGAAGGAGGCUUUCCAGAACGCCUACCUGGAACUGGGAGGACUGGGGGAGAGAGUACUGGGUUUUUGCCACCUGUUCAUGCCACAGGACAAGUAUCCCAAAGGCUUUUCCUUCGACACAGAUGAUGUCAACUUCCAAAUAGACAACCUUUGCUUUGUUGGCCUCAUGUCUAUGAUCGAUCCUCCUCGCGCCGCCGUCCCUGAUGCUGUGGGAAAAUGUCGCUCCGCUGGCAUCAAGGUUAUUAUGGUGACUGGUGACCAUCCAAUCACAGCCAAGGCCAUUGCUAAGGGAGUCGGGAUCAUUUCUGAGGGCAAUGAGACGGUGGAAGACAUCGCUGCUCGCCUCAACAUUCCUGUCAGCCAAGUUAACGCCAGGGAUGCCAAGGCCUGCGUGAUCCACGGCACAGAUCUGAAAGACCUGACUCAGGACCAGAUAGACGACAUUUUGAAGAACCACACAGAGAUAGUCUUUGCUAGAACUUCCCCACAGCAGAAGCUCAUUAUUGUCGAAGGUUGCCAGCGACAGGGAGCCAUCGUGGCUGUGACAGGGGACGGCGUGAAUGAUUCUCCGGCGCUGAAGAAGGCAGACAUCGGCGUUGCCAUGGGGAUUUCUGGCUCUGACGUGUCCAAACAAGCAGCAGACAUGAUCCUGCUGGACGACAACUUUGCUUCCAUUGUGACUGGCGUGGAAGAAGGACGCCUGAUUUUUGACAACCUGAAGAAGUCCAUCGCUUACACCCUGACCAGCAACAUCCCAGAGAUCACCCCAUUCCUGUUCUUCAUCCUGGUCAACAUCCCUCUGCCGCUGGGCACCAUCACCAUCCUCUGCAUCGACCUGGGAACCGACAUGGUUCCUGCUAUUUCUCUGGCCUACGAAGCAGCAGAAAGUGACAUCAUGAAGCGCCAGCCAAGGAACCCGCUGAGGGACAAACUGGUCAACGAGAGGCUCAUCAGUAUCUCAUAUGGACAGAUUGGCAUGAUCCAAGCUCUUGGUGGCUUCUUUGCCUAUUUUGUUAUCAUGGCUGAAAACGGUUUCCUGCCGUCUCACCUUGUUGGUAUCCGGCUGAACUGGGACGAUCGCUCUAACAACGACCUGGAGGACAGCUACGGCCAGCAAUGGACGUAUGAGCAGCGGAAGAUCGUAGAGUUCACCUGCCACACAGCCUUCUUCGUCAGCAUCGUGGUGGUGCAGUGGGCCGACGUCAUCAUCUGCAAGACCAGACGCAACUCCGUCUUCCAGCAGGGAAUGAAGAAUAAGAUCCUGAUCUUUGGGUUGUUUGAGGAAACGGCUCUGGCUGCGUUCCUGUCCUACUGCCCCGGGUUGGACGUGGGGCUCCGGAUGUACCCACUCAAGCCCACCUGGUGGUUCUGUGCGUUUCCGUACAGUUUCCUCAUCUUUGUUUACGACGAAAUCCGAAAGCUCAUCAUUCGCCGAGACCCUGGAGGCUGGGUGGAAAAAGAGACUUACUAUUAAAUCAUCAAAACAUCCUUUGCUUCUAUCCCAUCCUUCCCUAAACUCGCCCCUGCUUCUGUCCCUGCCUUCCCUUCUCCAUCCACUCAUGUGUUGCUCCUUUCAUUUUCUCUAAAGUACUAGAGAAAAUGAUGUUUACUCAUCCUUCCAUCUUUUCUUCACUCCCCCAUGUUCAUUUCUAAA
Molecule: messenger RNA, 3651 nt
Organism: Poecilia latipinna (sailfin molly)
Lineage: Eukaryota; Metazoa; Chordata; Actinopteri; Cyprinodontiformes; Poeciliidae
Gene: atp1a3a
Product: ATPase Na+/K+ transporting subunit alpha 3a
Exons: 23
Coding region: 403-3471 (1022 amino acids)
Biological process (GO): potassium ion import across plasma membrane; intracellular sodium ion homeostasis; proton transmembrane transport
Cellular component (GO): plasma membrane
Molecular function (GO): P-type sodium:potassium-exchanging transporter activity; ATP hydrolysis activity; ATP binding
Source: RefSeq, a predicted model, not a curated record